Messenger RNA from Neofelis nebulosa (Clouded leopard), 711 nucleotides. RefSeq names its product KRAB domain-containing protein 5-like. The coding region runs from base 1 to 711 and encodes 236 amino acids. Gene Ontology annotation, biological process: regulation of DNA-templated transcription. The transcript has 5 exons. NCBI's taxonomy places the organism in Eukaryota, Metazoa, Chordata, Mammalia, Carnivora, Felidae. The record is from RefSeq and is a predicted model, not a curated record.
AUGGCCAGUUCUCAGGGACUGCUGACCUUCAGGGAUGUGGCCAUAGAAUUCUCUCAGGAGGAAUGGGGAUGCCUGAACCAGAGUCAGCGAGAACUGUACAGGGAUGUGAUGUUAGAGACCUAUGGACACCUCCUCUUCUUGGGCCUCAUUGUGUCGAAACCUCACCUGGUCAUUUUUUUGGAACAAAAGAGGGAGCUCUGGGAUGUGAAGAGAAAGAAGACGGUAGCCUCACCAGCAGCUAUAUCUUCACAUGGCACCCAGAAUUUCCUGCCAAAGCCAUGCAUAGAAGCCUCUUCCCAAAAUGUGUCACUGGGUACAUGGAAACAUCAUGCCCUUGAGAAUUUACACUUAAUGAUAAACUGGGACAGUGGUAGAAAGAAUGAAGCACAUCAGAAGUUUCAUGAAGGACGUAGUCCAAUUGAGAUGACCGCCCAUAAUAAGAACCUCAUGACCCCAAAUGAUGAAGGACAUAAAACAUCUUGGAAAACCGCCCUUUUUACAUCCACUAUUUGUGCAAAGCAGUGUGCAUCUGUAAGCAGAAGUUCCAAUCAAACAUGCAAACAUACAUAUUUGUGCAAAGAAAAUUUGGAACAUUUGGAAAGUUACCCCAUCCACACUGAAAACAAUGCUGUGAACCAUUGUGAAAAUUCAAAAAUGAAGAUGAAAGGCCUAGGACGUCUCAAUUUGGGAGGUGCUUCACAGAGGAGGUGA